AGUAUAAACACGCGCACACACUGUACAUGACUGUACACGUAUAUACGCGCUUUCAGCUUAUUGUGCAUUGUGUAUAUACUUCUGCAGUGCAGUGGACAGAGUGGCUAUAUAGUAGUGGGUACGGACUUGAUUAGUACCCAAAUAUCGCAUAUUCUUUAUUUCGUAGUUUAGUCAUAAUUUUCUUUAUCUUGCAAGUGAGUUCAACGAAAUUCAAUCGGAUAGCCUGCAGUUAUACUUUUGUAUGAAUUUACAUGUAUAAUAUACAUAUACAGAAGCUGUAACCGAAGCAGUGAAAAUGUCUUCGGUACAGCGAGCUUUUGCUCACAAAUUGAGCAAACAACAUGCGGCCGACGUUCGUCGUCAAAUUGCUUCAUCGACAUCCUACUCUAGGGAACUGUCAAAGAGCGGAAGUAACUUUUCAGGAUUCUCAUCGACUAUGUCUCUGUGCGAGGUAGUUGAACCACUAGACUACGAAGAGUUCUUAGCUCAGCAUCAAACUGUUUUGGAUCGCGAUCCACUCAAAUCAAUUUUGGAUUUUCCUCCAAAUGAUGUUGAGCUUCGAGUAGUGAAAAGGAAGAUACGCACAGAAGAACCUGUAGUUCCUUCAGAAUCUAUCGAGUCUGUGUCACCAUAUGUAAAAAGAUGCAUCGAAAGUUUUACUUCAGAUUGGGUGGUUGUACAUAGGAAAUUCAGAGGUAGAGCUUCACCAAUAGCUAGAGAUAGACUAGUUCAAGAAACACCCAGACAAGAUUUUGAGGUUGAUCAAGAGGAAAGUAAUGGUUCAGGAUCACCUAACGAGGAAGAAUCUGAUGCAUCACAGUGCGGAUCAUCGCAAGAUACUCCAAGAGGAUCAUGGGCUAGUUUAGAUCUUCGUCACUCUCAACAUGAUCCUCUUCUUCCAAGUCUUCUUGAUAGAGUUUGCCCUGAAACAAUAGAUCAAAUGAAUGAACAAAAACGUUUGGAGGAUCGACAAGAAGCACUGUUUCCGCUUUAUGCCUUACCAACACCUUCCGAUGAUGAGUGGCAAGAGAUCACUCUAGCUUCUGAGCCAUGUGAACCGUUUGCUCAUAAAAUACUUGUGAAAUGCCUUCAAUUAAAAUUGGAACUAGAAGUAGAACCAAUAUUUGCAUGCCUUGCUUUGUACGAUUCAAAAGAGAAAAAGAAGGUGUCGGAAAAUUUUUACGUCGACAUGAAUUCGGAAGCCUUGAAGAGAAUGUUGGGAGGUCAUGUCGCUUACAGUGAUCCUAGUACUCUAGCAAGAAGCUGUGUUAUGAACAUUAGUAAGCCAAGUCCCGAUCUUUUUCUUGUUAUUCGGCUAGAAAAAGUACUCCAAGGUGACAUUUCGGAAUGCGCGGAGCCUUAUUUGCGUGACGAUAAAAAUAAAGAAAAGGUAAGAGCCGCAGCAGCUGCGGCUUGUGAACGACUCGGUCGCUAUCGUAUGCCUCUGGCAUGGACAGCGAUUCAUCUGUCUGGAGUUAUUGGCGGAGGUGGAGAAGCAGAUAGUACUGGGAGUGCAGGGUCUCUGGACAGAAAAUCAGGUGGCCUUGAACAGUGGCGCAAAAAAGUGGAGCCUCCCACGCGGCGGGGGUCGCUCGAACGUCGUAGUUCGGACAAAAGACGAAGCUGGUCACCGGAUGACUUAGCUAAUUGCUUGGAUAGUUUUAGGCCGAUAACAUUGACGGUAUCUAGUUUUUUCAAACAAGAAAGUGAAAGACUACGUGAUGAGGAUCUGUACAAGCUUUUGGUAGAACUAAGGAGGCCAGGUUCGAAUCUGAAAAGAUUGAAGUGUUUACCAGGAAUUCUAAAAUUAGACUUGAGUCCACGUCCUGACGAGUUACCUCGAUGCUUGGACCCAGAUUUAAGAAGAUUGACGCCUUACCCUGAUGAAAAAAGCCGUCCUGUUAAAGAAAUACUCGAAUUUCCCAGCGAAAUCGUUUCGCCAGAUCUUACAUACCGCAAUCUGCUUUACGUUUAUCCAAAAGAAGUUAACUUUAGCUCUAGAACUGGCUCAGCCCGUAAUAUUGCAGUACGUGUGCAAUUGAUGGGAGGAGAGCAGGAAGACGAAGCUUUGACAGCGAUUUUUGGACGAUCUUCGUGUCCAGAAAUGACGCACGAAUAUUACACGUCCGUUUCGUACCAUAAUAAGAAUCCUAAUUUCUAUGACGAAAUAAAAAUUAGAUUACCUGCAGAUCUUAGCGCACGACAUCAUUUGCUGUUUACUUUUUAUCACAUUAGUUGUCAGAAGAAAGCUGAACAACCUAACGUAGAAACGCCCGUAGCUUACACUUGGCUACCGCUAUUAAGGGAUGGACAUUUACAAUCCGGAGAAUUCAGCUUGCCGGCAAUGCUGGAUCCUCCACCAGCGAAUUAUUCUUAUAUUGCACCCGAUGUUCUUUUACCCGGAACACGGUGGGUUGAUGCUCACAGAGGUGUUUUUACUCUCAUACUCGAGCCUGUUUCCAGUGUUCACCCUCAAGACAAGUACAUUGACAGAUUCCUGUCCCUCUGUGGUGCCUUGGAAUUGGGCCAAGUGCCUCCGCGCAUUGGCGAAGCUGGCAUGGAGUCCGAGCUCAAGUCUGCUUUGCUCGAGUUGUCUCGCACUUCGAACACUGCGCUCAUACGCUCUCUACCUCAGAUAUUCGACCAACUAGUGUCUUUGCUGGUUCGGCCACCAACAUUGCCGUCGCAGCCGUUAAACGUUGCGGCUACCGUUUUCGAAGCCAUCGGUCUUCUCGUGCGCAAUAUCACAAACUUACAGGAUGGCCAAGUCGACGCACAUGGCAGACAUCCGUUGUUAACAACGUAUACUGCCUAUCAGUGCUUCCUACCGCAGAUGACACAGGGCUCGGGAGUUGCUAGAGCUCAAAGUAAUCCGGAUUUACCCAUCGAGGAUCUAGAGAUGGAGAUUCAUUCGAGAGGACUGGAUCGUACCGCUUCGAUGAGACAGGAUCCGAUUCACAUGAAUAAUCAAUGCGUUCCGUCAUCGCGCAGAUUACUUCACGAGGAGUUGGCGUUGCACUGGGUAGUAUCCACUGGCCAAGCACGCGAACUUGCCAUCACUCACUCUUGGUUCUUCUUGGAACUGAUCGUUCGCUCGAUGGUCGUGACUCUGUCGGAGUUCGGAUUACUCGACUCUCCUCGCAAGACUCGCUUCUCACCCCAGUUUUGCGACGACGUGUCGACGCUCAUCGCCGCGUUAACUACUGAAGUAAUCAACCGCUGUGGUAAGGAUCAGCGUGUUGCCUCGAAUCUCACCGCUAGUCUCGGCAACUUCUUGUCCGAUCUGUUGUCCAUCAUGGAUCGUGGAUUCGUGUUAUCUUUGCUCAGGGCCACCUGCUGCUCUCUUGCGGAUGCCACGAUGCAGGUACCGGAUUCGGCAGCUCUCUUCGCUCUAAAACUAGACCUUGUACGAACAGUCUGCUCCAACGAGCACUACGUCGCCCUGAAUCUUCCAUUUGGAACGGGCUAUACUUCCGGCUCGGCUCCAGCUUCUCCAAGUCCCUCGACUGGUAGCUCUGGUAGCCUCAUCUCCACCUUGGUACCCGGUGACCGCGCAAGGUUCUCCGAGCUCAGUCAAGAAUUCCGUCAACAACAUUUCCUCGUUGGUCUUGUACUGCUGGAUUUAUCCAACACCCUGGAGAUCGCCAAUCCAAUGCUGCAGAACAAAGCGAUCGGCACGAUCCGUUAUCUCAUGACCUGUCACGACGCCGACCCUCGCUACGCUGAUCCUGCAGCCAAAGCACGAGUUGCGGCUCUGUAUCUGCCGUUAUUGAACAUUUUGAUGGACGCACUACCUCAACUCUAUCACUGGGACUCGAAAGAAAAGAGCGUGUACACCGACGAGUCUGGAUCCAUAACGCAGUCGGUUGCGUUGGCUAUAGCUGGUGGUGGAUCGGUUGAUGUGACUGGAGCGCAAUGCAGGGUCUCUCUCAGCUCGGAGGCUACCAGACACCUGCUGAUGUGUACUCUGUGGAUCGUGAAAUCAUUGGAGAAGUCUGCGCUGGCUCAGUGGAUUUCAGAACUUAGCAGCCGGAGGGUACUCAGCAUUCUACAAGUUCUGAAUAUCGCGAGUGCUGCAUUCGAAUACAAAGGCAAGAAAGCAUUGAAGAGGCUUCCCUCGCAAGCGGCAGUUACCAGUGAUAUCAGAUCGAGGCUAGAAGAUGUGAUCUUAGGACAGGGCAGCGCCAGGAGCGAGCUGAUCAUGAGGAGGAAGGAGAGGGCGAGCGGAGAUAAACUGAGAUGGAGGAAGGAUCAAAUGGCUUACCGUGUUUCGGAACAACCAGAAGGAAGAGCAGUCGAACAAGACGCUCAUAUCGAAGGAGCAUUAGCGGCCGAAGCUUCCCUUGUGGUGUUGGAUACUCUCGAGACAAUCGUUCAAGCGGAUGGUGGGGGAGGUGUGGUGGUUGGAGGCGUUUUGAAAGUAUUACUGCGAGCCUUGGCGAGAAAUCAAAGUACUCUGGUAUUACAACACAUGUUUAAUACUCAAAGAGCUCUAGUCUUUAAAUAUCACAGUGCUCUCUUUGACGAAGAAGAGAGCGAGAGAUGCGGCGAUCUAUGCUUGACAUUGUUGACAAGAUGCAGUUCACCACUGAGCGCCGUUCGCAGUCACGCCUCUGCCAGUUUGUAUUUACUGAUGCGACAGAACUUCGAAAUCGGAAAUAAUUUCGCGAGAGUCAAAAUGCAAGUGACAACUUCGCUCUCCGCACUGGUGGGUCGGGGUAGAGCGCCUAGCGAGGGUGCCCUCCGCAGAGCCCUAAAGACUGUCUUAGUUUAUGCUGAAAAAGAUACAGAAUUAGCUGAUACCAGCUUUCCAGAGCAAGUCAAAGAUUUGCUAUUUAAUCUUCACAUGAUUCUCUCUGAUACCGUGAAAAUGAAGGAGUUCCAAGAGGACCCAGAAAUGCUUCUCGAUCUGAUGUACAGAAUCGCCAAAGGUUACCAAGGCUCGCCAGAUCUACGUCUGACCUGGCUGGCCAACAUGGCGCAGCAGCACAUGGAGCGUAAGAAUCACACCGAAGCUGCAAUGUGCCUGGUGCACAGCGCUGCCUUGGUAGCCGAGUAUCUGCACCUGCUGGAACCAGGUGGCGGUGGUCGACCGAUCGGUGCCGUGGCGCUCAGUCCUAUUUCUCCCAAUGCCCUCGAAGAGAGCGCUGUGGGUGACGACGUGCUGGCCAGACGAGAAGAGGGUCUUUGCUUGGGACCUGACUUCUCCGAAAGCGGUUUGGCUGGUCUCCUCGAGCAUGCAGCGAGUUCUUUCCAUGCUGCUGGCAUGUACGAGGCUAUACCCGACGUGUACAGGGUGCUGCUACCCAUCGCUGAAGCUGCUCACGACUACAAGAAACUGGCCAACAUUCAUGGGAAAUUACACGAGGCGUACACGAGAAUCGAGCAGCUAGCGGGUAAACGAGUAUUCGGAACCUACUUUAGAGUAGGCUUUUACGGGGCGAGAUUUGGGGAUUUGAACGCCGAAGAGUUUAUUUACAAAGAGCCGACUUUGACCAAAUUGCCGGAGAUCUUUUCGAGGCUCGAAAAUUUCUACGCCGAAAGGUUUGGGUCCGAAAACGUGGUUAUCAUCAAAGACUCGAAUCCGGUCGAUCCGAGCAAGUUGGAGUCGGACAAAGCUUACGUCCAAAUCACCUACGUCGAGCCAUACUUCGAGCCGCACGAGAUGAGACAUCGGCCGACUGUUUUCCAUAGAAACUUCAAUAUACGGCGAUUCGUAUACGCGACACCAUUCACACCUGGAGGUAAAGCUCACGGAGAGCUGCGCGAACAAUGCAAACGCAAGACCAUAUUGACAGUCGCGACACAUUUCCCAUACUUGAAAACGAGAAUUCGCGUUGUCGCAAGAAAACAGAUAGUGCUCAGCCCCAUCGAAGUGGCUAUAGAAGACAUUCAAAAGAAGACUGCAGAGCUGGCUGCAGCGACGGUUCAAGAACCACCGGACGCGAAAAUGCUACAAAUGGUGCUACAGGGCUGCAUUGGCACGACCGUCAAUCAAGGACCUGCCGAAGUCGCCAAUGUAUUUUUGUCAGGACUGAGAGAACAGAACGUUCAGCCUUCCAAGCUACAACACAAGCUUCGCCUUUGCUUCAAAGACUUCUCCAAAAAAUGCCUGGACGCUCUUCGCAAGAAUAAAAACUUGAUUGGACCUGAUCAGCGGGACUACCAGCGAGAGUUGGAGAGGAACUACCAGAGGCUGACCGAGAGGCUCACGCCUUUGAUUGCCUGGAGCGGUCCGUCUCCAACGAGUCAGCUGCCAAUAAAGUCGGCUUCGCCGAACUGGUAAACCGGAGCUACUGCAUUGGAUGUAUCUAUGCCAAAGAGCAACUUUUUAGCGAGCACCUUAUACAAUACAGAAAUGCAAUUUCGUUAUAUUCCCGUCAGCAAUCGAAGUAUUCCUCGUAAUAUAUUUUACGCAAGUAUCUAUAUGUACCGUAUGUAUUAAACGCGCAUAUCAUUAUAUAUGUUUUGACAAUUGGUGUAUUUAUGUCUGUGAUUCUUAUCGAUUAGACACGUAGUUUUGCGUACGUGACUUUUUCACGCAUCUCUAUGCAGAAUACUUGACAAACCAUUUUUGUAACGCAAAGUAUUAAUAAAUUUGUAACAAAAACA
This is a messenger RNA of Nasonia vitripennis (jewel wasp), 6612 nucleotides long. It is a transcript of the gene Zir, whose product is annotated as dedicator of cytokinesis protein 7. Lineage: Eukaryota; Metazoa; Arthropoda; Insecta; Hymenoptera; Pteromalidae. The coding region runs from base 296 to 6286 and encodes 1996 amino acids. Gene Ontology annotation, biological process: positive regulation of GTPase activity; small GTPase-mediated signal transduction. The record is from RefSeq and is a predicted model, not a curated record. The transcript has 18 exons. Gene Ontology annotation, molecular function: guanyl-nucleotide exchange factor activity.